AUGCGUCAUCGGGCCGCGCCUCUGCUCGGGGCGGCGUCUCUGCUUGUCGCCGGUCUUGUCGCCGGCGCCCAACCUUUCACACCGAAUCAUGAGCCGGGACGGUGCGCCUUCAGAGGUCACUGCGGCAAGAAGAGCUUGUUUGGCAAGGAGCUGCCGUGCGUCGACAAUGGCCUUGCAAAGGACCCUGACGCCGAGCUUCGAAAGGAGCUCGUCGACCUGUGCGGCGCUGAAUGGAGCGACCGCUCCGUCUGCUGCACUAUGGAUCAGGUGAAAGCGCUCAAGUCCGAACUCGGCACGCCGAGCACCCUCAUCGGCUCGUGCCCGGCAUGCAAAUACAACUUCUUCAACCUGUUUUGCACCUUCACCUGCUCUCCCGACCAGUCCCUCUUCGUCAACAUCACCGAAGCCGCCGAUAAGAGCGGCAAGCAGCUCGUCACCGAGCUCGACCAGCUGGUAUCCGAGAAAUACGGAUCGGGCCUCUACGACAGCUGCAAAGAGGUCAAGUUCGGCGGCGCCAACAGCAGGGCAAUGGACUUGAUUGGCGGCGGCGCCAAGGAUUAUCACCAAAUGCUCAAGUUCCUUGGCGACACCAAGCCCUUCUUCGGGUCGCCCUUCCAGAUCAACUUCCCGGAGACGUACAGCCAGCCCGACAUGGGCCCUCUGGACAUGCACCCCAAGAUGUGCAACGGCUCAGACCCCGACUACCGCUGCGUCUGUGUCGACUGUCCCCAGGUGUGCCCCAAGCUUCCCGCCGUUCACAAGGCCGGUUCCUGCAAAGUCGGGGCCCUGCCUUGUCUGUCGUUCGCAUCCAUCUUCACCUACUGCGUCCUCGUCUCCGCCUUGGUUGCCUUCAUCUUCGGACACGUUGCCUGGAAGAAGUAUGCGCAGCACCGCGUCGAAAGGACGAGGCUGCUGCACGAGUCCUCUCAUAGCGACGACGAGGACGAGGGUGGCCCUGUCCUGACCGAGGCCAUGCGCGAUCGCCCCACCAAGCGGUACUGGCUCAACGACAAGUGCGACAAGGCCUUUAACAAGCUCGGCCACACCGCCGCCCGCUUCCCCGGCCUCACCAUCGGCACCAGCCUCUUGCUCGUUGCGAUCCUCAGCGCUGGGUGGUUCAGAUUCGACUUGGAGCGGGAGCCCGCGCGGCUCUGGGUGAGCCCAACCUCGGCCGCUGCCCAGGAGAAGGCUUACUUCGAUUCCCACUUUGGCCCCUUUUACCGUGCCGAAAAAGUCUUUCUUGUCAACGAUUCCCAGCCAACUGGGCCGGGUCCUGUCCUGAGCUACGAGACCCUCAAGUGGUGGACUGAAGUGGAGCAGAGCGUCGAGCGCAUCGUGAGCCCGACGUUUGGCGACAAUCUUCAAGACCUGUGCUUCAAGCCCAUCAAUGACGCUUGCGUCGUGCAGUCCGUGUCGGCGUACUGGUGGGCCAAGGGCGGCUUCACCCAGGGCUCUUGGAAGGAGCAGCUGCGGAGUUGUGCCCAGUCUCCAGUCGGUUGCCGUCCCAAGUUCGGCCAGCCCAUUGAACCCAACAUGAUCUUGGGUGGGUAUGGCUCUGACGUAGCCGACGCCAGGGCAAUCACCGUCACAUGGGUCGUCAACAAUGCUCGGGAGGGCACCGGCGCCUUGGCCCGAGCCAUCGACUGGGAGAACGCCCUCCGCGACCGCUUGCUCGAGGUCCAGGGCGAGGCAGAGCAGCGAGGGCUUCGCCUGUCCUUCACCACCGAGAUCAGCCUGGAGCAGGAACUCAACAAGUCGACAAACACCGAUGCCAAGAUUGUCGUCAUCAGCUACGUUGUCAUGUUCAUUUACGCGUGCAUGGCGCUGGGCACGCCUAUGAAGCACAUGUUCCGCAACCCGGCUUUGUUGCUCGUCGAGUCAAAGGUGACGCUCGGUCUCGUGGGCAUUCUGAUUGUCCUCAUGUCCAUUGCUGCUUCCAUCGGCUUCUUUUCGUGGGUCGGCCUCAAGGCCACUCUCAUCAUUGUCGAGGUAAUACCCUUCAUCGUCUUGGCUGUCGGCGUCGACAACAUCUUCCUCAUUGUGCACGAGCUGGAGAGGGUCAAUGUCAGUUGUCCCGACCAAAUGGUGGAGGAGCGCAUCGCAAGGGCGCUCGGCCGCAUGGGCCCGUCGAUUCUCUUCUCGGCCUUGACCGAGACCGUGGCAUUCGCCCUGGGAGCGGCGGUCGGCAUGCCUGCCGUCCGAAACUUUGCGGCGUACGCUGCCGGCGCCGUGCUCGUCAACGCCGUGCUCCAGAUGACCAUGUUUGUGUCGUUCCUGGCCCUCAACCAGAUGCGGGUCGAGGAUCAUCGGUGUGAGCUCUGGCCGUGGUGGCAGGUGACCAAGGCUCGCAUGCACCUUGACGGUAGCAACGGCUUCGGCUCAGGCGGACGGGGCGGGGCUCACGUCGACGAGGAGAGCCUCUUGCAGGUGUUCAUCAAAAACACGUAUGCUCCUCGCCUGCUUGGCAAAAGGGUCAAGCUGGGCGUCGUCGCCGUCUUCCUGGGCGUCUUUGCCGCGGCGUUGGCCCUGCUGCCCAAGAUGCAGCUCGGGCUCGAUCAGCGCGUGGCAAUACCAGAUGGCUCUUAUCUGAUCCCAUACUUCAACGACUUGUACGACUACCUGGAGACUGGGCCUCCCGUAUACUUUGUCACGCGGGGAGUGGACGCGUCGCAGCGGCGGGAACAGCAAGAGCUGUGCUCGCGAUUCACCACGUGCCAGGAUCUCUCCCUGACCAGCACGCUGGAACUCGAGAGGCAGCGGCCGGAUGUCUCGUACAUUUCGUCCCCAACGGCCAGCUGGAUCGAUGAUUUCUUGCGCUGGCUCAACCCCGUUUACGACCAGUGCUGCGUUGAGAACGGGUCGCCAUGCUUUGCGGACCGAACCCCUGCAUGGAACAUUACGCUCUCGGGGAUGCCAGAGGACAAAGAGUUCCUUCACUAUCUCCACAAGUUCCUUACGUCUGCGGCAGAUGACAACUGCCCUCUCGGCGGCCAGGCUGCGUACGGAGAGGCGGUCAUCAUCGACGACGAAAACACCAAGGUCCAGGCUACCCACUUCCGAUCCGCGCACACGCCGCUCCGGAGCCAAAGCGAUUUCAUCAACGCGUACUCGUCUGCUCGUCGUAUCGCAUCCGACAUCACGGAGAGGACGGGAGCAGAUGUUUUCCCAUACAGCGUCUUUUACAUUUUCUUUGACCAAUACCUCACCAUUGUAUCACUCACGGCUGGCCUCUUGUGUGCCGCAGUCGGCAUCAUCUUCCUCAUUGCUUCGCUACUGUUGGGCUCGGUGCUCACCUCGGCCGUGGUGACCGUGACGGUCGUCAUGAGCGUCAUCGACAUCAUGGGAGCCAUGGCCGUCUUCAACGUGUCCCUGAACGCCGUCUCUCUGGUCAACCUCAUCAUAUGCGUGGGCAUCUCCGUCGAGUUUUGCGCACACAUCGCCCGGGCCUUUAUGUUCCCGUCCCGUACGGUCAUGGAGGGCAAUAACAACUCCUUCCGCGGGCGAGACGCCCGUGCCUGGACCGCGUUGGUAAACGUUGGUGGGUCCGUCUUCUCCGGCAUCACAAUCACCAAGCUGCUCGGCGUCUGCGUCCUUGCCUUUACGCGGUCCAAGAUUUUCGAGAUUUACUAUUUCCGCGUGUGGCUAGCACUCGUCGUCUUCGCGGCCCUGCACGCGCUGGUCUUCCUGCCCGUAGCCUUGAGCCUUGCCGGAGGAGAUGGCUACGUCGACCCGGAGAGCGAGGGGACGGCAGCUCAGGACCUCACAGACCGGAGAUGGAGGGCGAUUAGGGUUCACGACAACAGCGACUCUGAGGACGGGUACUAA
This is a messenger RNA of Hirsutella rhossiliensis, 3825 nucleotides long. RefSeq names its product patched family domain-containing protein. The record is from RefSeq and is a predicted model, not a curated record. The coding region runs from base 1 to 3825 and encodes 1274 amino acids. The transcript has 2 exons. Gene Ontology annotation, cellular component: membrane. Lineage: Eukaryota; Fungi; Ascomycota; Sordariomycetes; Hypocreales; Ophiocordycipitaceae.